GGCGAAUUGGUUCCUUCCCUGCCUGCUGGAGCCUCGGCUUCCCAGUCGGUACCGGUAGCACAAAUCUCACGAAAGGAGUCCUCCGGGUGGAACCAUGACGGUCAAGUUCGCGCCGCUCAACACCCCGCUGGCACGGUGCCUGCAGACCGCUGCGGUGCUGCAGUGGAUCCUGUGCUUCCUCUUCCUAGUGCAGGUGAGCAUUGGGAUCAUGGUGAUGCUGGUCCUGUACAACUAUUGGUUCCUUUACAUCCCAUAUCUGGCCUGGUUUUACUAUGACUGGAGAACCCCAGACCAAGGAGGCAGAAGAUGGAACUGGGUCCAAAGCUGGCCUGUGUGGAAGUAUUUUAAGGAGUAUUUUCCAAUGUGUCUCAUCAAAACGCAUGAUUUGGAUCCGGGUCACAAUUAUAUAUUUGGGUUUCACCCUCAUGGAAUAUUCGUGCCUGGAGCCUUUGGAAAUUUUUGUACAAAAUACUCAGACUUCAAGAAGCUCUUUCCUGGCUUCACGUCGUAUCUCCACGUGGCCAGGCCCUGGUUCUGGUUCCCGCUGUUCCGAGAAUAUCUGAUGAGUAACGGGCCGGUUUCAGUGUCUAAGGAGGGUGUGUCUCAUGUGCUGAGCAAGGAUGGUGGUGGGAACGUCUCAAUCAUUGUCAUCGGAGGUGCAGAGGAGGUGCUGGAGGCUCACCCAGGAGCAUUCACCCUGUGCCUCCUACAGCGCAAAGGGUUUGUUAAGAUGGCCUUGACCCAUGGUGCCAGUUUGGUGCCAGUGUUUUCUUUUGGUGAAAAUGAACUCUAUAAGCAAAUUAACAACCCCAAAGGCUCCUGGCUACGAACUAUACAAGACACGAUCCACGAUUUAACGGGAGUAGCCUUGCCAUUGAUCUAUGCCAGAGGAGUUUUCCAGAACAGCUUUGGCAUAAUGCCCUACCGGAAGCUGAUCUACACCGUUGUUGGCCGCCCCAUCCCUGUUCAGCAGACGCUGAACCCGACCUCAGAGCAGAUCGAAGAGCUGCAUCAGACAUACAUAGAGGAGCUAAAGAAACUGUUCAAUGAGCACAAAGGGAAAUACGGUAUUCCGGAGCAUGAAACCCUGGUUUUUAAGUAACCGUCUCCCUCCAAGGCAUAAUAAAGGAAGUCAAGAAAGCAUUGUUGAGAAAAUAAAUAUUUUAAAUAAUUUCUCUG
Messenger RNA from Mus pahari (shrew mouse), 1179 nucleotides. RefSeq names its product monoacylglycerol O-acyltransferase 1 (gene Mogat1). The coding region runs from base 95 to 1102 and encodes 335 amino acids. Lineage: Eukaryota; Metazoa; Chordata; Mammalia; Rodentia; Muridae. Gene Ontology annotation, biological process: triglyceride biosynthetic process; diacylglycerol biosynthetic process. The transcript is spliced from 6 exons. Gene Ontology annotation, molecular function: diacylglycerol O-acyltransferase activity. The record is from RefSeq and is a predicted model, not a curated record. Gene Ontology annotation, cellular component: endoplasmic reticulum membrane.